Molecule: messenger RNA, 944 nt
Organism: Plectropomus leopardus (leopard coralgrouper)
Lineage: Eukaryota; Metazoa; Chordata; Actinopteri; Perciformes; Serranidae
Product: fibroblast growth factor-binding protein 1-like
Biological process (GO): cell-cell signaling
Molecular function (GO): growth factor binding
Source: RefSeq, a predicted model, not a curated record
GUGUAUGAAAGCCAUGUGCGAGGCCACAGAGAGCCACAAGAAGCAGCUUUACGCACAGCAACACAAGUCAUUUUCGAUCAUAAACUGUCCUCUAAAAGAAGAGAUGUUGCUGCUGAAGACUUUUGCUCCCUGGCUGCUGCUGGCCUUUCUCGGGCAGCAGGUCUCUCUCUCCUCCGCUGCGCGCAACAAAAACCGAGACCGAGACAGGACGGUGACCACAGCGGCCCCCGACAGAGCGCAGAGGAGCGGCGACAAACCUGCAGCGAAAGCUCGUGGGAAGUUCUCCAAGAACAAGAUGCAAUGCACGUGGGGGGCGAAAGAUGUCGGGGACACGGUGAGGCUGACGGUGAAAUGCGAGGACCCGGUGGCGCGCGUCAAAGGCGGAGUCACCGAUCUGCAGUGUUUAUACAACGGCAAACCUCAGAGCUGCCCGGGAUACCGGUCCAACAACAAGGGCUUCUGGAAACAGGUGGGCCGCGCGCUCAAAAGACUGCAAGACAAAGCGUGCGAGGACGAGCGCGCGCUGGUGAAGGCUUCCAUGUGUAAGCGCGCACCCCGGGAUGCGCACUUCAAGCUGGACGUCUUCAGCUCUGUGGCCUCUGCUCAGUCCGGAGGAAUUGAUAAUACCCCCCCACCGCCGCCACCGCCUCGCGCCAACACCACAGCGUGCACGCGGCGCGCGGACCACCGGAAAACGGCUGAGGAGAAUUGCAGCGACUCGUGGGUCAGUGUGUGCAGUUUCUUUCUGUCCCUCCUGCAAAGUGACGACUGUUGACUCCAGAUGUCAGGAGGAUGUGGACACGAUCAGACUGAACACAGGAUUUAUUUUGUGCUUGUCAAACAGCAACAAAUCUUUCAUUUUUAGACAAUAAUAGUCAGCUUUUCUCUCCACAGUGUGCAUUAACCCUCUGAAAACUGAGGAAAUUUGCUUGAUUUCUUUAAAA